ACACCCCCCCCCCCCCCAGUCCCUCCAUCCUCGGGUGUCAUCUCUGCUCGGGAGCCUCUGAAGUUCUGAGGUGACUAGCAGAGGUGCAACAUCACGCCUCAGCCCAGAUAUAUGGAGCAGCAGCUCCAGCAAUCCUCAUUAAACGCUUUCAGAGAUUGACCACUACCACUGCUUUAACUCCAAGAGGAACAUCAAGCUCCACUAGAGAGACAGACCUGAACACUAGCUAAUUGGCAGUGAAAAAUCUGCUCUAAAGUCUAAAAAUGACUAGCUUCACUUCAGCCAUGGACAUAACCGCUCUGGAUCUCCAGGACGGUGGCGGCUCCCUCCUGUUUGACUGCGAGGUUCUCUUGGGACAGGCCUAUGACACUAAGACCUGCAACCUAGCCCUGUCUGACCCGGGGUAUUACAGCUGCAGCAGCUUGUCCCCGACGUCCUCUGUCGAAUCCUGCUUCUCCUCCCCGGCAGGACCAGGCUUCUCCCCAGCGGGACCUUGCUUCUCCCCAGCGGGACCUGGCUUCUCCGCAGCGGGACCAGGCUUCUCCCCGGCAGGACCAGGCUUCUCCCCGGCAGGACCAGGCUUCUCCCCAGCGGGACCUGGCUUCUCCCCAGCAGGACCAGGCUUCUCCCCGGCAGGACCUGGCUUCUCCCCAGUGGGACCAGGCUUCUCCCCAGCAGGACCAGGCUUCUCCCCGGCAGGACCUGGCUUCUCCCCAGCGGGACCUGGCUUCUCCCCGGCAUCAUUGCAAUGUGGCCCAGGGCUGGACUUCUCUCCGGUGCCUCUGUGUGGAGAACAGGACGCUCCCCUGUGCUUUCUCCACCGUGUAGCAGCCACAACCACCGCUGCUGUGAAAGAGGAGACCACUCAGACUCUACGUCUCCCUGUCGAAGUAACCUCCUCCACCUCCUCCACCUCAGCACCCAGGAGGGUCCGGUCCAGGUACCCGGGGAAGAAGCGUCAGAGCGCCAGCGACAGAGAGAAGCUGAGGAUGAGAGACCUGACCAAAGCCCUGCACCACCUCAGGACGUACCUGCCUCCCUCUGUGGCCCCGGCCGGACAGACCCUGACCAAGAUAGAGAUCCUGAGACUCACCAUCCGUUACAUCUCCUCUCUGUCUGACCAGCUGGAGCUCCAGGAGCAGGAGGCCCAGAAUCCCCAGAACCAGACCGUCUAUGGAGCCCAGUCACUCCUCUACAACCCACAUGAGACCGUCUCUCCAGCCCUGUACAACCCACAUGAGACCGUCUCUCCAGCCCUGUACAACCCACAUGAGACCGUCUCUCCAGCCCUGUACAGCCCACAUGAGACCGUCUCUCCAGCCCUGUACAACCCACAUGAGACCUUGUACCCAGACCUGUACAGCCCACAUGAGACCGUCUCUCCAGCCCUGUACAACCCACAUGAGACCGUCUCUCCAGCGCUGUACAGCCCACAUGAGACCUUGUACCCAUCCAUCUACAGCACAGCACAGUCCUGCUAUGACGCUGCAGAGCAAACCUCUUCAUCCUCCCACCAGCGGAGCUUUCGUCCAGAACAAUUCACUCCACAACACUCACACCAGAUCUCGGGUGAUAUCUGCUAUGCUUCAGCUGUGACACAACAGUUCCAGAUACGCCAGCAACAGACCAUGUACUCUGAACGCUGCUGAACCACACUGACUUCACAGAGAGACUUACUAUAUUUACUGUCAUUGGAACAAUAACAAUCUCACUUUUUUUUUUAUGUUGAACGACAUUCAUGUAUUUUUA
Esox lucius (northern pike) is the source of this 1749-nucleotide messenger RNA. Its product is annotated as DNA-directed RNA polymerase II subunit RPB1-like. The record is from RefSeq and is a predicted model, not a curated record. Gene Ontology annotation, biological process: heart morphogenesis; mesoderm formation; regulation of transcription by RNA polymerase II. Bases 264 to 1649 code for a protein of 461 amino acids. Gene Ontology annotation, cellular component: nucleus. The transcript has 2 exons. Gene Ontology annotation, molecular function: RNA polymerase II cis-regulatory region sequence-specific DNA binding; DNA-binding transcription factor activity, RNA polymerase II-specific; protein dimerization activity. NCBI's taxonomy places the organism in Eukaryota, Metazoa, Chordata, Actinopteri, Esociformes, Esocidae.